AUGAGACAUGCCGUUGCCGUGUCCAACGGCGUAAGAAGCAUCAAAUUUCAUUCGCUCUCUGUCCGCUAUCCAGCCCUGAGGUGUCUUUCUUCCUCUGCGUGUAGGCACAGCCCACAACAUCCCAGCAGCCCCGAUGCUCUCGAUCCGCGCCUGGAAGACCUGGGGAACGUUAUCAGAGAUGAAUAUGCGAUAAUUAGGGAGAACUACAAUGCCCCAAAACAUGCAGUUGUUCUCGCGCAUGGCCUGCUUGGAUUCGCUGAGCUGCGUCUUGCUGGACGUUAUCUUCCUGGAGUUCAAUAUUGGCGUGGUAUCAAGGAAGCUUUAUCGAUGCAAGGGGUUCGGGUCAUUACUGCCACAGUGCCUCCCUCCGCAUCCAUCGAAAUGCGUGCUGAAGAAUUAGCGAGAGAUAUCGCCGCCGGUGCACCCGGAGAACAUGUAAAUAUUAUUGCUCAUAGCAUGGUAAGUGCAACGGUUACCUGCCAUUACGGGAGCUGUUGCUGA
This is a messenger RNA of Aspergillus luchuensis, 501 nucleotides long. RefSeq names its product esterase/lipase family protein. The transcript has 3 exons. The coding region runs from base 1 to 501 and encodes 166 amino acids. The record is from RefSeq and is a predicted model, not a curated record. Lineage: Eukaryota; Fungi; Ascomycota; Eurotiomycetes; Eurotiales; Aspergillaceae.